AUUUCCUUCUUAAAAACACAUAGAUUCUCGAACUCUUCGAGGCAAACUAAAAAUGAAGUUUCUGCUUACUCUUUUUUCUUGUUGUGGCAUUGAUGAAUCCAGGUCUUCAUCGGUUUUUAAGGAGAAAAACAAUAAAAGUCAUAAUGUCAGUUUGGUUCGUGAAAAGAAGUUUGGUGGUGGUAAAACAGUUGGGAAAAAUGGACACUGGCGGCCGUCGCUAUGCACGAUUUAUGAGGAAGAUGUGGUCAAGACAAAAAGAAUACAAGUGUAUGUACCGAGUAAUGCACCUUCUGGAUACAAGCAUGAGUUCGUGCUACAAGGUUCAUGGGAUAUGUUUUCGCCCGUCCCAACAUCGUUUUUGUUUUAGAUUUUGAUACUAUGGAGUAUGGACGUGAUUAGCAAAAUCAAAAUCAGCUGGUAUAUGGAAGCUACAUUCAUCAAACUAGUUGAAAACUUAUAAAUAUAUAGAAUUACAUAGAACAUUAAAAGCUCCAAUAGAAUAUAUUAAAAUGUGUUUUGGAUUAUGAGCUUUUGGUAUAAAAGCUUUUUUGUUUUUCCUUUUUUUAAAGUUAAAAGCUCUACAAUCUCAUUAUAUUUUUUUUCUUUUUCCCAC
Molecule: messenger RNA, 613 nt
Organism: Lactuca virosa
Lineage: Eukaryota; Viridiplantae; Streptophyta; Magnoliopsida; Asterales; Asteraceae
Source: the annotation of a GenBank genome assembly